UAGGGGAUUUAAGAGUGAGGGGACGUGAUUACUUAACAGACAGACAGGCAGACGUUCAAAAGGAAGACGGGAACACACAAGAAAUUAAAGAGGAGGCCGGACCAGCAGCAGUGGGACAGACAGAAGGACAGUUAGAGCGCAUCUGCCUCUCACAGAAUAUUACCCAGCAUUUGUUCUCAAGUUAGAGGAAGUCAUUGUGAGGCUACUCUUGCGCCUCAGGGCCUUUUUACAUGGACAACCACAGUAGGAACUGAAGAACAGAAGAGUGACAUGCAUUGUAACCACUGAAAUUUGCGUUUUUAGGGAAGCCACAAGUAGGUGGGGUUAUAAAGAAGAAAACAAAGGGUAGUAUAAAGCCCAGAAAUAAAUAACAUGCUUUCAGUUGUUGGGGUAAAUGAGUGUACUGAUAAGGCAUCUUGAGUGGAAUCUGUAGUUGUUUUUUUUUUCUAGUAUUUUUUAGGCAGAUUUCAACUAUUUUACUACUGGUUGCUUUGCUCAUUAAUUGGACACCUUUGCAUCAAAGCUGCAGCGGUCAGAGGUGUAUCUUUUAAAGCUUCUCCAUUUGGCUCGCGGGCGUCUGGGUUGCUGUGACAGGUUACGUCUGACUCUCUCACACACAUACACUUGCGCACAGCUGGAAGAUCAAGAGUUUGCGUUGCACAUACCUGCUCUGAGAGGACUGAGUGUGUGUGGUCUGAAGUGCUCAGCUGGUCUGGGAAACUGAGUCAGAGAAGCUGUAAGUAGUUUCUCCCAGCAGUAAAAAAAAAAAAAAAAAAAAAAAAAAAAAGACAAGUUCAUACGGCUGAGAUCUACUCAGAAACUGCAGAGCCAAGAGAAGAUGAUGACGAUGAAACGGACUCUGUGCAGAAUCUGCUGCUUGGUGACUCUGGUGGUGGAGCUGAGCUGGAUAAACGUGGGCCACAGCAUGCACAGAGAGGGAGGAAGUAGAGUGAUGAAACAGUGGGGGAGGAAGGUGAGGGCCGCCUCCAGCCUGGACGAGCUGCUGCGACUCGCCGACUUUCCAGACUGGAAGCUGUGGAAGUGUCGUCUGAGGCUGCAGCAGCCAGAGACCCAGACUGAGACCCUGUCCCCUCCCCCCUCAGCCGGAUCACACCGUUCUACACGCUACGCCGCUGAGUCCUACAGCCUGGAGAUACUGAAAGCCAUAGAUGAAGAGUGGCAGCGGACACAGUGUAUGCCCAGGGAGACCUGUGUGGAUGUGGCCAAAGAACUGGGCACUGACCCCUCCAUGUUUUUCAAACCUCCUUGUGUGUCCAUCCACAGGUGCAGUGGCUGCUGUAACCAAGAGGGAGUCACCUGUCGAAACACGACGACUGUUUAUGUCAAUAAAACUGUUCUUAGUGUGAUUCCAUUCAACUUUGUGCCUGAACCUGUGCUAAUAAAAAUAGCUAAUCACACUGAGUGCAGGUGCAUGGAGCCAGCUAUAAUACGCCGUAAUGCUCAGCCUCAUAGGAGCAGUAGCUGCUCUCCAAUGGGCCAGCUCUCAGAGGUGCAAGACUCCAGGAGACUUUGUGCCAGUGGGUUGAUUUGGGAUUGCUCAGCAGACAGAUGCAUACACUAUCCCUCCUCCACACCAGAGUUUCCAAUCAAUUCAUGGUUGCCCGACUGUGAGAUAGAUGUGGAGCGCUGUGACUGCCUUCCUAGACCUGAACCAACUUCCCAACCGAGGCCGAUCCAUCGCUGUCACCUCAACUCCUCCAUCUGUACCCAAAAGCACCAACGGUUUGAUCCGACCUCCUGCAGAUGCAAGUAGAAGUCCACUGGGGGUAGAAUAUGACAACCUGCUCAACUGGAGGCAGAGAACAAAGGCUCAUAAUUUAUUUACAGCUCUAUUUAUGCCAACCAAUUUAACUAAUUAAGAUAUUAACUCAUGUGACUAUGUUAAUUGUUUAAACAUGCUUACCUUAUGUUUAAAUCAAAUUGUAAAGAUUAUGAUUUUACAUGUUCUAUGUGCACUGAAUAUGUAGUUUAUAUUAAAAGAUUAUUUUUUAUAAUUUCAACUUCUUGUGUACUUUCCUAUAAUCGUUUCCUUCCCCUCCUAUACCAAGAUAACUUAUCGACAGUACUGAAAGCGUAAUCUUUUUAUUCCUUUUUAAUAACGCCAUCAUUUGCAAAUAUGAUGUUGCAGUUUGUGGUAAAACUGUUAAACUACCAAAGGUUAAAGGUUAACACACUUUAUUAUGUCUGUAGGUGUUAGGUAUUUUGGACAUUAUUGCUGGCCGUAACUAUAAGGGCAAUGUAUGAUGGGAGAA
Molecule: messenger RNA, 2273 nt
Organism: Sphaeramia orbicularis (orbiculate cardinalfish)
Lineage: Eukaryota; Metazoa; Chordata; Actinopteri; Kurtiformes; Apogonidae
Gene: vegfd
Product: vascular endothelial growth factor D
Exons: 8
Coding region: 839-1774 (311 amino acids)
Biological process (GO): vascular endothelial growth factor signaling pathway; induction of positive chemotaxis; positive regulation of mast cell chemotaxis
Cellular component (GO): membrane
Molecular function (GO): chemoattractant activity; vascular endothelial growth factor receptor binding; growth factor activity
Source: RefSeq, a predicted model, not a curated record